AUGGUCACACAAAUGAGUCCCGAUGAUCUAGCCUGGGAACAAGCGGAGGAAACUGCCGACAAAUGGCUGGAGCAAUUUCUAGACGUUGAUUUCCUGCGACCGAUUGCGGAUUUUAUGCUGGAACACAACAGAGGCAUUGCAACUGAGUUUGCUAUACUUAGAAAGGGGUCUUACAAUAUUUCCCUGCGACUAAAGUACCGGAAUGGAGCUACCGUCAUUCGGUUGUCACAGCCUGGUGCCGCCCUUUUUCCAGAGGAGAAAGUUGAGAAUGAGGUCGCUGUGAUGCGAUAUAUCGCGGACCAGACAUCGAUACCUAUUCCGUUCAUCCAUCACUCCGACACAAAGAAGGAGAGUCCGCUUGAGCUCAGCCCGUUUAUCAUUAUGGAUUACAUCGAGCAUGAAACCAAGAUGUACGACGCUCUUAACAUACCGGGAUGCCCGAAAGAACAACGAGGGAUUCUAGACCCGGAAAUCGCCGAAGAUAAGCUGGACAUGCUAUAUGGCCAGAUGGCGGAUGCUCUACUUCGACUGUCUGUUCCCUCUUUACCGCGCAUCGGAUCCCUCAGCCAAAUUAAUAAUUUCACCUGGGAAGUAAAGGGACGCCCGUUGUCCAUGAAUAUGAACGAGCUCGUUCGUAUAGGGGGUCUUCCACGAUCGCAACUACCCGACAGGUCGACCACAUUCGACACAUCAUCAUCAUACAUCCAGACACUCGCAGACCUACACAUGCAACAUUUAGUCCACCAAAGAAACGACUCCGUCGAGUCCGCAGACGACUGUCGACGAAAGUACGUCGCGAGACAGCUUUUCCGUAACCUCGCCCGAGAAAAGCGACUCACCAACCCAUCACUCGAAAAGGGCCCGUUCAAAAUCUGGUGCGACGAUUUCAGACCCGCAAACGUGCUUCUGAACGAAAAGAUGGAAAUCGCAGGCGUGGUUGACUGGGAGUUCACAUAUGCGGCACCUGUUGAGUUCUCCCAUGCGCCGCCGUGGUGGCUUCUUAUCGAGAAGCCCGAGCUUUGGCCAAACGGUCCUGAGGACUGGACGAGACAGUUUGAUAUUCGCCUGAAGACGUUCCUUAACGCAAUGAAGAACCGCGAAGAUGAAGCGAUUCAACAAGGUCAGAUACGCGAAGAUCAGCGACUCUCCGGUCCUAUGCAGAAGAGCUGGGAGAGUGGGGAUUUCUGGGUUGUGUACACAGCUUUGCAUAGCUUUGCCUUCGAUAUGAUCUAUUGGGAGAAGAUCGAUCGGCGAUUUUUUGGACCUACCUCGAAUAUCGAAGAAGCGUGGAAAGAACGGUUGAGUCUGUUGGAUGAGGGAGAAAAGGACGAAAUGGAGCUGUUAGUAGCUCGCAAACUGGAGGAGAUGCAAACUAGGUUUCUGUCGUGGGAUCCAGAUGAGUACACUUUGGCUUUUCGCCAGCAGUUAUAA
Messenger RNA from Aspergillus melleus, 1431 nucleotides. Its product is annotated as phosphotransferase family protein. Bases 1 to 1431 code for a protein of 476 amino acids. The transcript has a single exon. The record is from RefSeq and is a predicted model, not a curated record. NCBI's taxonomy places the organism in Eukaryota, Fungi, Ascomycota, Eurotiomycetes, Eurotiales, Aspergillaceae.